GACGAGCAGAUGCUCGGGGCCAUGGAGGAGAGCCCGGCCUGGGAGCCCGAGGGCUGGGGCCCCUCUGGGAGGUGGCCGGCGCCCCGGGGGGCCAGAGCAGGCCCGACGCUGUCCUCGGUGCUGAAUGAACUGCCCAGCGCUGCUACCCUUCGGUACCGAGGCCCCGGGGUGCUGCCCUGGGGCGUGCUGGAGGAGGAUGAGGAUGAAGAGAGGAACAUCCAGGCCUUCGCAGAAGCCGCCCAGAAGGAGCUGCAGGACCCCGGCCCUUCCCGGGAGCUGCCCUGGCCCAUGCAGGCCCGACGGGCACACAGGCAGCUCCACGCCCGGGACCAAAUGGCUCAGGGGUCCGGGUCCAGAGUGGCCAACUGGGCCCUGCGGCUUCGGAGGUCCAAGGAGAAGAUGCGAGAAGCCUUGCACACCCUGGAGCCCUGGGGGUGGACACUGAAGAGGAUCGGGGGCCAGUUUGGCGCGGGCACCGAGUCCUACUUCUUGCUGCUGCGCUUCCUGCUGUUUCUCAACGUGCUGGCCUCGGUGCUGAAGGUCUGCAUGACGCUGCUGCCCACCUGGCUGGACGGCGGCCCCCCGGGCCCCCCGGAUCCCCCGCCCCCCUCUCCCAUCUGCAUCUCCGUCUCCAGGGCUGGGUAUCCCUGUGGGUGUCUGACCGCGGACUCUCUCUCUGGGUCGGUGGCUUCCCCUCUUCCUCCGCCAGGUGGCAGCUCGCCCAAUGCCACGGCUCAGGGGAGGGGGGAGGGGUCCUGGAACCUACAUUUCCAAGGGCGGAGGGGACUGAGGCCUAUGUCGCCUGGGAUCUUAGGGAGGAGGGUGGUGGCUUGGGUUUGGAGCUCAGACCAAGGGGUGCGGAAGGAACAGGCCGGGGGAACCCCCUCCAGCGUCGGGGCUCCUCCGGGACCCCAGCCUCUCCUCGCGGCCCCCUUUCCCUCCCAGAAGUUGCCCGUUGUCAGCCGGACGCGGCUGCUCCAGCUCGGGGUGGAAUACCUGCCGUCCAUCUUCAUCUCCGGGGUCAACCUGGUGCUGCCGCCCGUGUUGAAGCUCAUCACCCGGCUGGAGGGCUACACCAGGAGCCGCCAGAUCGUCCUCUUCCCGGUCAGGACCGUGUUUCUCCGUCUGGCUUCCCUGCUGGUCCUGCUCUUCUCUCUCUGGGAUCAGAUCACGUGCCGGGGCAAUGCCGAGGCCGAAAACUGCAAAGUCUGUGGCUACAAUUACAAAGCACUUCCGUGCUGGGAGACUCGGCUCGGGCAGGAGAUGUACAAACUCCUGCUCUUUGACCUGCUGACGGGCCUGGCCAUCAUGCUGCUCAUCCAGUUUCCUCAGAAGCUGCUCUGUGGUCUGUGUUCCGGGCCGCUGGGUCGGCUGGGGACCCAGGAAUUCCAGGUGCCCGACGAGGUGCUGGGGCUCAUCUACGCGCAGACAGUGGUCUGGGUGGGGAGUUUUUUCUGCCCGCUACUGCCCCUGCUCAACACGGCCAAGUUCCUGCUGCUCUUCUACCUGAAGAAGCUCACCCUCUUCUCCACCUGCUCCCCGGCCUCCCGCACCUUCCGGGCCUCCACGGCGAACUUCUUCUUCCCCAUGGUCCUCCUCCUGGGGCUGGCCAUCUCGGCCAUCCCUGUGCUGUACAGCAUCUUCCUGAUCCCGGCCUCUAAGCUGUGUGGUCCAUUCCGGGGGUACCGGUCCAUCUGGGACCAGAUCCCGGAGUCGAUUUCCAGACUCCCUCAGACCGCCCAGGACUUCCUUUUCUUCCUGGGGACCCAAGCUUUUGCUGUGCCCCUCCUGCUGAUCUCCAGCAUCCUGAUGGCCUAUACCCUGGCCCUGGCCAACUCCUAUGGAGGCCUCAUCUCCGAGCUCAAACGGCAGGUAGAGAAGGUGAGCCAGGCCGGGUCCCUGGGCAGGGGUCCUGGGGAGCGGAGACAAGGACCUGGGGGAGAGCAGCUGCCUCACCUCCACCUCUCUAAAAUCUUGCAGAAUGUUACUUUGCGCUUUAGGGAUUAG
Myotis davidii is the source of this 2007-nucleotide messenger RNA. RefSeq names its product transmembrane channel like 4 (gene TMC4). Gene Ontology annotation, molecular function: mechanosensitive monoatomic ion channel activity. The coding region runs from base 10 to 2007 and encodes 665 amino acids. Lineage: Eukaryota; Metazoa; Chordata; Mammalia; Chiroptera; Vespertilionidae. The transcript is spliced from 12 exons. The record is from RefSeq and is a predicted model, not a curated record. Gene Ontology annotation, cellular component: plasma membrane.